AUGACGGAUUCUCUGCAUAACGCGCCCAUUGUCCUGGACAAUGGCUCCGGCACGAUCCGCGCCGGUUUCGCAGGAGACGACUUACCGAAGUGCUACUUCCCCUCGUUCGUCGGCCGCCCCAAGCACCUGAGAGUGCUAGCCGGCGCGCUUGAAGGCGAGGUCUUUAUCGGGCAAAAGGCGGCGACGGAGCUCAGGGGUCUGCUGAAGAUCAGGUAUCCGCUGGAGCAUGGCAUCGUCACGGACUGGGACGACAUGGAGAAGAUCUGGGAGUACGUCUACGGCGAGGGCCUCAAGACGCUCAGUGAAGAGCAUCCCGUCCUCCUGACCGAACCACCUCUCAACCCCCGCAGCAACCGCGACACCGCCGCCCAGAUCCUCUUCGAGACCUUCAACGUCCCCGCGCUGUACACAUCAAUCCAGGCUGUUCUGUCAUUAUACGCCAGCGGCCGGACGACGGGUAUCGUUCUCGACUCGGGAGAUGGCGUGUCGCACGCAGUGCCAGUGUACGAGGGUUUCGCCAUGCCGAGCAGCAUCAGACGGAUAGACGUGGCCGGACGCGACGUGACGGAGUACAUGCAGAUGCUGCUGCGCAAGAGCGGCUACGUGUUCCAUACGAGUGCCGAGAAGGAGGUUGUGAGGCUCAUCAAGGAGUCUGUCACUUACGUCGCGCAUGACCCGAGGAAAGAGGAGAAGGAGUGGGCCAACAGGACGGACCCGGCCAAGGGUGUGGAAUACGUCCUUCCGGACGGACAUAAGCUCAAGAUCGGCGCGGAACGUUUCAGGGCACCGGAAAUCCUCUUCGACCCCGAGAUCAUUGGCCUCGAGUACCCCGGCGUGCACCAGAUCGUCGUCGACGCCAUCAACCGGACAGAUCUCGACCUGCGCAAGUCCCUGUACAGCAACAUUGUGCUCUCCGGCGGCAGCACGCUGACCAGGGGCUUUGGCGACCGUCUGCUGACAGAGUUGCAACGGCUGGCAGUCAAGGACAUGAGGAUAAAGAUCUUUGCGCCGCCCGAGCGCAAGUACUCCACGUGGAUCGGAGGAAGCAUUUUGGCCGGUCUCAGCACCUUCCGCAAGAUGUGGGUGAGCAUCGACGACUGGCACGAGAACCCGGAGAUCAUCCACACCAAGCUUACUUGA
This is a messenger RNA of Colletotrichum spaethianum, 1140 nucleotides long. Its product is annotated as actin-like protein. NCBI's taxonomy places the organism in Eukaryota, Fungi, Ascomycota, Sordariomycetes, Glomerellales, Glomerellaceae. Bases 1 to 1140 code for a protein of 379 amino acids. The record is from RefSeq and is a predicted model, not a curated record. The transcript is spliced from 4 exons.